Ceratosolen solmsi marchali is the source of this 1332-nucleotide messenger RNA. RefSeq lists its product as uncharacterized. Bases 69 to 737 code for a protein of 222 amino acids. The transcript has 4 exons. Lineage: Eukaryota; Metazoa; Arthropoda; Insecta; Hymenoptera; Agaonidae. The record is from RefSeq and is a predicted model, not a curated record.
ACUCGUGCGUAACUUUCAGGUUAGCGAACAUUCACGAUUAAAGAUUUAUAUUAAAGUACAAACAUUAAAUGUCUGCCCUGGAAAUCAAUGAUUUAAAAAGUCAAAUUGACACUGUACCGUGUCGUACGGCUGAAAAUUCGAUAGGAGCUUUGGAUGCUUCUUCAGCAUUACACCCAUCCAAGGUGAAAGUAUCUAACGAUAGCUGCAUCGAAGAAGAUACUCAGACCGAUAAAGUUCAUGGGAAAGUUUCGGAUGAAACGUCCAAUUAUGAUUUAAUACAAAGGCCACGUACCUUAGAAGCUUUCAAAGAGCAAGAAUCCUUAACAGAAAUUUCUAAUUUAAAAUCCACGUUAAACUUAGACGAUCUUGACGAAGAUGAUGAAAUUUGGAUUGUCGAGAUUCCAAUUACCGUUGAUCCAAUGGAGUUGAAAAAUCAAGUCCUAAAUUUAGGUGAAAAAUCAAAACUUAAGUUUGGUAAAGAUCGUUAUUGCGCUGUAAAUAGAGAUUGCAAGCCUAAUCUUACAUGCGUAUUACGUGCCGAUGACGAUUCAGAGAUCUAUAAAGCAGUGAAUAUACAAACCACUGGGACAAUGAACAUAAGGAGAAAACUUUCUGGAUUAUCGAAGAAAGACUUCCAAUUUGAAAAAUUCAUAGGAAUACCAGAUUUGCAAAAUAUAAAAAUCAGACAUCCGUUCUUUGGUGCACAAUACGACGAAUCGAUAAAAAAAAAAGAGUAAACGCGUUAAAAUAUUAAUCGAGUGUUUGCAAGUCCAAAGGGAACAAAGUUUAAAGUGAAAUGAAUUCUGUUUAAUAAAAGUGAAACUUGGCUUGUAACCAAACCACUUAUCAAACUCUACAAUUUGAUAAGCGAUCCAUGAUAAUGGAUGUAAAUAAUAAUCCUAAUUAAUAAAAUAAUUUAUAUUAUUAUUGUUGAAUAAAGUGCCCGAAUGACUAAUUUAAGUGACAAGCUUACACGAAGCUCCUUGUGUAAUAUUUAUAACUGAUGCGCUGGUUAAAUAAAGACCUAAGUUACAAAUAUAAUUCCCAUUGGCAGUCUAGCUACUUCGACUCUGCAAAACAUUUCAAGCAAAUUGAAAAUUAUCAAUGUCAAAAUCUUAUGAAACAAACACCCUUUAAAAUUCCAACUUACACAGGCAGACAGAAAGAAAAAUUAACAAGACAAAAGAACGCGCAUCGGAAAGGGAAGGAUGAGAAGAAAUUCCAUUAAACUUUCCUUUCUCUCUUAUUUAAACGCACACUAACAAAAGUCUUCGCGGGCACGCACGCUAUUCGUCGAACACGUACUUGCCCAUAAGCACAGCACACACACAU